CUUCGAUCCUGACUAGCAAGAUGAGCGACAAGGUGGUAAAACGGCAAAAAACCUCACAUGGCUCUGGAGGGCCCCCUUCGCCAUCAAAAGCUAAGUUCAAGGCCAAGCCAGAGCUUGUGGAGGAAGCAGAAGCAGAAGAAGCAUCAGCGUCUAGCAAUGAUAGCGGCUCAGAACAUGGACAGGCAGAGGACGCCGUCGAGGAGGUGCAGAAGACUUUCAAGGAUCUGGGCAUCGUGGACACCUUAGCCGAAGCAUGCGCAACGCUCAAAUACGACCGACCGACACAGAUCCAAGCCGAGUCUAUACCAAUCGCACUCCAAGGCAGGGACAUUGUCGGUCUCGCAGAGACUGGUUCUGGAAAGACAGCAGCCUUCGCACUGCCCAUCCUGCAGGCCCUCCUCGACAAGCCACAGCCCUUGUUUUCCCUCGUCCUCGCCCCGACCCGUGAACUGGCCUUCCAAAUCGGCAAGACAUUUGAGGCGCUUGGAGCCAUAAUAUCUCUACGAGUCUGCACGAUUGUGGGAGGAAUGGACUUCACGCCGCAACAGAUCGCACUGGCUAAGAAGCCACACGUCGUUGUCGCGACACCUGGUCGCAUAUUAGACCACUUCGAACGUACCAAGGGAUUCAGUCUCCGUGCCUUGAAAUACUUGGUUCUUGAUGAGGCAGACAGACUGCUGGAGCUUGAGUUCGGGCCAGUCAUUGAGAAAAUCCUCAAAUUCCUCCCGCGAGACCGAAACACUUUUCUUUUCAGUGCGACAAUGAGUUCCAAGGUUGAGAGCUUGCAGCGGGCAUCCCUUCGCGACCCGGUCCGAAUCAGCGUCAAAGCCAGCAAAUACCAGACUGUCAAGACGUUGAUACAGAAUUACAUCUUUAUUCCUCUUGUUCACAAGGAUACCUACCUCGUCUGGUUCUUGGCGAACGAGUUUCGCGGUCAGUCCUGCGUCAUCUUCACCAGGACCGUCAACGACACGCAGCGCCUCGCCAUCCUUCUCCGGUCCCUUGGACUGGGUGCUAUUCCCUUGCACGGACAGCUCAGCCAGUCGAACCGGCUGGGCGCGUUGAACAAGUUCAAGGCUGGAAGCCGCGACAUUCUUGUGGCGACAGAUGUUGCGGCCCGCGGUCUCGACAUCCCCAAUGUCGAUCUUGUUGUGAACUAUGAUUUGCCCGGUAAUAGUAAGACGUACGUGCACCGCGUGGGACGGACAGCCCGUGCAGGCAAGAGCGGGCGCGCUCUCAACAUUGUAACACAGUACGACGUUGAGAUCUUCCAGAGGAUAGAGGCGGCACUAGGAGAGGAGCAGAAGGAAUACCCCACAGACAAAGAAGAGGUCUUUGUCUUCAAAACGCGUGUUGAGGAGGCACAGAGAGAGGCGAGGAUCGAAAUGAAGAAUCUCCACCAGGACAGAGGAAAGAAGGGCGCGGUGCUCAAAGGGCGGCCGAGAAACGUCAAACGCAGUCGCGAUCAUAUGGACGCUGAAGAGGGCUAGUGGGCAAUUAUUGACCAGCAGAUAGUGGGGCUUGGAGUGAUUCAAACAGUCUGCGCAUUGGAUCUUCACAGGAAACACAUCCCAAAAGAGCUUGUUUCCGCAUGUGACUUCAGAAGUCAAUUACAUGCCCCCAAAGUCUGCCCUGGCUGCCCUGAGGAAGAGGUCAGAGGGGGCCAGCAUUUGUCGAUUUGCUUACACUUGGUACUAUUGCUUCUUGGCUACACUAAUCACAUCUCAUCAGAUGCC
Molecule: messenger RNA, 1736 nt
Organism: Cryphonectria parasitica EP155
Lineage: Eukaryota; Fungi; Ascomycota; Sordariomycetes; Diaporthales; Cryphonectriaceae
Product: DEAD-domain-containing protein
Exons: 5
Coding region: 21-1490 (489 amino acids)
Molecular function (GO): RNA helicase activity; nucleic acid binding; ATP binding
Source: RefSeq, a predicted model, not a curated record